Messenger RNA from Cladocopium goreaui, 5271 nucleotides. Lineage: Eukaryota; Dinophyceae; Suessiales; Symbiodiniaceae. The record is from the annotation of a GenBank genome assembly.
AUGGACCAGCGGUCGUGUGCUGUUGAAGGUUGCAAACCCGUGAUUUGUCUUCAGGCAUUUGUCUUUGCCAAGCUGUUGGAUGUGUCCUCUGAUGGAGGUGGUGUCAUGCCGACCCCAGAAUGCCGCACAUGUCGUGACGAUGACUUGCACCAGGCCAUUGAACCUUUCAGCGGUGGUUUCUCAGGUUGGAGCCAUGCCUCAAGGUUCUUGCACGGAUUGGAGUUUUCCAUCUUCACUUGUCUUGCCUUGGAUGUUGACCAUGAAUCCGUGCUAGCUUUCCACAAGACUUUUGGUGGCAUCUUGAUGGCUCUGUGCACCUUUGGUCCAGUUGCCAUUGCCCGGAAAAGGAACAUGUGCAUUGGUGAUGCCAUUGCAUUUCUUCAACUUGAGUUUGAUCAGCGACCGUUUCAUUGCACUGACUUGCUUGGCUUUGCACUUGAUCGUGGUGAUUCUUGUCCUGACGCAGUGAAGGUGUUGUCAGUUUCUGGAGUUAGCCCGGCUGAUUUCUCUGGACUCCUGACUCUUGAUGUUUGCUCAGACAUGCGUGUCACGUCCUUUGAAGGACCGUUUGAUGACCUUGGCCCAUUUGUGGAACUGCUUCGAUCGACAGGUCUCUUGGACUUGAUGUUGUGCAAGAAUCGGGCGGAUUGCAAGGAAGCUGGCCGCUGCGACUAUGAGUGGGAUGACUGGCAAAUUCAGGCGCUGCUUGAUCGAGGUCCACAUGGCCUCUUUAAUGCCACGUCAGGAGCAGCAGCGGGCGCAACAAGCCGCAAAGGCAAAGGUGGAACCGCAUGGAUGGAGAUUGCAGUCCGGGCACAAGGGAUUGAAUAUUCUCUCAUGCCAGUCCCAGGGGCAAUUUUGGGAGCGUUCAACAAUGACUGUGGAUUCCAAACCAUUGCCUGGUUAACAGAAGCGGUUUUCAACAGUGAAUUUGGCACUCCUUUCCAACGUGUUGCCCCUAUGGAACUUCACACAGCCAUCGCAUGGAGAGGCAUUUUUGAGCAGCAUUUGCACUUGUCACAAGAAGCCAAGCAUCUUGUAGUGCCAGCCGAAUGUGCCUUUGGAGGAGCAGCCACAGUAGAUCUGACCAAGCAGCUUGCAGACCUCCUCCAUGACAGAGGGGUACCAGUCGACCAAAGCCAGUCAAGAGCCAAUAGUGUCAUCGAGAAAAUUGGAAGACAGCCCAUCAGUAAAGCACUACGCUCACCAAACCCAUGGAAGGAAGUGAAACAACUUGCCAACUUAGCAAGCCCGAAGAUCCAACUUGUCCUGCCGUCAGAGAUGCAAGCCGCCAUCCAGGCCAGACUUGAUGAAGGCAAACCGUUUGGGGACAAAAAGAAGAAGCUUGCCAGAGACCGAAAGCCACGUAGAGAACUUGCACUAGAAGCUUCCGAUGUAGGCAUCCCUGAGGGAAUUUUCCGAGACGCCAACAAUGUCACAUUGACCCAGAUCCCAAUCCAGAGCAUCGGACCUGAAGCAAAGGGUGUAGUUGUUGUCACAGCCGAGCAAGCAGCUCCCUAUUUGCGCUUCUCUCAACCAGUCUCCAAACAUGGAUUAGCCUUGAUCGUCAUCAACCAUAGCAGCCCACUUGUUCAUGGUUCUGGUGAAGAAAUCCGAUUUCCAGCUCGUUGUGAGAAGACAGCCAAACCAAUCCUCUUGUCAGCCAAGAUCAUUCAGAUCGACAACACUGAGGUCACCAGAAAUGCACCACCUCAUGUCACCAAGGUUGAUGAGGUCAGUACAGUAGUCAUCCGAGUUUGCACGUAUCGUGAUGAAUUGAAUGCCAUCAGUUGGGAUAAAUUCUCAGCCAAGCCAAUCAAACACAUCGUCGACGAUGUGGCAGCCCUCCAGCCGGCCGGUGAUGGAUCAAGUCCCAUAAUUGAUGUGUGGGACCGACAAUGGCUCACGGAGAAGUUUGAAAGGACCAAACCGGCAGAUGCAGCAAUGUUCUGCGCAUGCUUUCGCAUUGAACAAGGUGACCUUUUGGACCUGUUGCAGCACCAAGGCAGAGUAGCUCACUACCUGGAACCGCGCAGCCAAGACGGCAGGUCCCCAGAUGCUGAUUUUCGAGUCGUAUGGAUCAACAAGAAAGACCGUCAAUCCGUCGUCUUGGCCUCCCAAUCCACCACCCAGUGGACAGCCAUAGUGAGAUCAGGGAACCGGUUUGGCCUUCGAACAAAGACAGCCGCAGCUCGCACUGUUCAUGAACAGCACAAGCCUCAGACACCAUACCUCGAGACAGACGAGAUCCUCACUUUCCAUGCUGGUCCAUUCCCCCAUGGAUCCAACAGAUCAGCCCUGGUCAAAUUGUUUUCAUCGUGGGGUUGGCAGGCACGACCCACCCAACCAAAGACAAGGACACCUGACGGGAAGGGAGUCAUUUGGGAGAUUCAGUCAGGCACUAAACCGCAGUACGAGGUUUACCAGUUGGCCCAUGCCGACAUUUUGAUCACAGAAAUCCCAAAGAGAACUGCCAAAACUGCCAGUGGAUCAAAUGACAUCCAGGGUUCAGCCCGCACAAUUGCAGCUCUCACCAAAGAGAACAGACCCGGCAUCAUGACCGACCCAUGGGACAUCCAAGAUCCCUGGUCUGGAUAUCAGCCACCUGCCAAAGUCAGCCGCACUGGGGUAGGACAGGAACUCCGAGGUGAUGACAUCGAGGCUGAUGGUGACACUACUAUGCACGCCGAGGACAAGGUGGGGCAGUUGGAAGAAAGGUUGAAUCAGAUGGAAACCACAAUGAAUGAGCAGCACCGUCAGCAGACGCUUAUCACCAAUGAGCUCUCUUCCCAGAUCACUGCAGUCCAGCAUCAAACACAGGCCACCCACAGCCACAUUGACCAGAGGAUGCAAGAACAAUUGACCAACAUUGAACGGCUCUUGAGCAAGCGCAGAGCAGAAUGUAAGGCCCACCUUUUCCAAGAGAUGCCUGGCCAAGAUGGUCCUCGAAUAUGGGGUGAAGUUGCCCCACCACUCAGCAAUGCAGUCGGAACCAUUGGUGGGCGAGCCACUGGAGUGGGAAUUCUCACAGAUUGCCCGGCCAGACCUUUGGCAGGGCAAUGGCCAAGUAAAGAUUGGAAGACAGCAAGGGUGCAAGCCUGCGCCAUCCACCUUCAGCAAAACUGGGUCAAAGCAGGGGUGUUUUAUGGUUUUGCCAAAGAUGCCCACACAAAAGCUACCAAGGAGCAGAGCGAUAUUCUUCUCUCCAACCUCACUGAUCGCAUCGUUUUUGCGUCCAGGGGAUAUAGAGUGUUAAUGGGAUUCCCCAAAGGUUUCCCAUCAGCAUGGGAACAUAGGGCAGCCAAGUUCCUGCAAGCUCCACACAAGCUGCCUAUGAAGCCACCAGCAGCGGAAGUUGCCGAAGCCAUCUUAACCAAUUUUCAAGCCGAAUUCAAGGCCUUGGAAAAGAUGCUCAACGGAGCUUCUCAUGAGAUGCCGAUGAGCCCAAUCACAAUGGAGCAGUGGCAGCACGCGAUCCAAUCCAAAAAACCCACCACCGCCACUGGGCCCGAUGGGGUAUCACGAGCAGACCUGCUCAACAUGCCAGAGCCCAUCCAAGCAUCCUUGCUCAGGUUUAUCAAUAAAUUUGAUGUUGGGGAUAUGGAGUGGGAAAGCUCGGCACUGGUUGGACACAUUGCCAACGUUGCGAAAUCACCAGAAGCAGCAGCACCCAAGGAUUAUCGACCGAUAACAGUCCUCACCAUGCCUUACCGAGUCUGGGCCACAGUGAGAGCCAGGCAAUGCUUGCGCUGGCUUGCCAGAUUUGUUCCGGAUGGACUGAAAGGCAACAUCCCUGGUAGGUCUACAGUUGACAUUUGGUGGAACAUGGCAUUGCACAUCGAGCAGUCGACCCAUGACAAAGACAGCCUCUGUGGAGUAGUCACUGAUGUUACCAAAGCCUAUAAUAACCUGGCCCGACCAGUAGUGUAUGCCUGUGCAAUCCACUAUGGCCUGCCCUUGACAUUUGUCCGAGCAUGGCACAACACCCUGGCCAAUGUUCAACGCCAUUUCAUCGUUCAGGGGGCAUGUUCCGAGGCAGUCUGGAGCACUACUGGUUAUCCAGAGGGGGACCCAUUGUCAGUCGUUGCAAUGGUUCUUGUUAAUAUGGCCCUGCAUUCAUUCCUUUCCAAUCAAUGCCCAGCAGCUAGCAUUUGCACAUUUGUAGACAAUUGGGAGGCCACUGCCAGCGAACCAGAAGUCAUCAUGAGGGCCUACGCAGCCAUUGAAGAGUUUGCCAACAUUGUGCAACUGCAGUUAGAUGUGCCAAAAACACACUUUUGGGCUACUCAGGCAGAGGAUCGGAAAAGCUUGCGGAACCAUAACCACAAAGUUAUCCUCCACACCAAAGAUCUUGGAGCUCCAGUGAAUUACACAAGGAGAUUCACGAAUCACACCAUCAGAACACGUAUUGCCAAGACCCAGGCUUUCUGGGGCCAACUUGCCCGUAGCAGUGCAACUUUAGAGCAGAGGUUACGAGCCAUUCAGGCGGUGGCAUGGCCUCGUUGUUUGCACGGCAUUGCAGCAGUAGCACUUGCCAACGAACAAUUCCAGAAGUUGCGAGCUCAGGCAAUGGCUAGCUUGAAAUGGAACAAAAAGGGAGCAUCCUCUACCAUCCAAUUUGGCCUAGCGCAUCCGAAUAGUGAUCCAGGUUUUGUUGCGUUGCUUGACACAGUUUUGACAUUUCGCAAUUUUUGCGUACCAACAGUAGCUUUCCCAUUGCUCACGGGCAUUGUGACCAAGCCACACAGGCAUUUUGACCCAGGACCCUGUGCCGUGCUAUUGGCCAGACUGCAUGACAUCAACUGGCAAUGGAUAGGAGAUGGAGUUUUGUGCGACCAUGAGGGAUUCCACAUCCACUUGCUAGACGCACCACAGCAGCUUCUCAAACAGAGGCUUUUGCACGCAUGGGAACGCCAGGUGGGGUAUAGCAUGCAAGAUCGAAAGGACUUUGCAGGGUUGGGAAAGGUUGAUGGAGAACUCACAAGAAGCGUCAAAGCUAACACUGGUGAAGAACAGGGCAUCAUGAGGUUUGCAGCAUGGCUAAUCGCAGCCACAAAAGCUUUUGCCAAACUGCUUGAGUUGCCCAUCAGCAUCCAACCACGUCUCCCUUGGGGCACCACUUUUCGAUGCUGGCAGCGGUGUGUCUACGUGCCAGCCAAUACAGCCGAUUUUGAAGGCAUUGAUCUCUUCCUCCGUGACCGAGGGAUCACAUCGGUGAAGAAAGUUUCUGCCUUUCAACAGCUUGGCCCAGUAGGCCGGGGUUUCCGUUGA